Molecule: messenger RNA, 2340 nt
Organism: Lathyrus oleraceus (garden pea)
Lineage: Eukaryota; Viridiplantae; Streptophyta; Magnoliopsida; Fabales; Fabaceae
Product: rRNA (cytosine-C(5))-methyltransferase NOP2C
Exons: 12
Coding region: 60-1919 (619 amino acids)
Biological process (GO): RNA methylation
Molecular function (GO): RNA methyltransferase activity; RNA binding
Source: RefSeq, a predicted model, not a curated record
GAAGCCCUAGUGUUACUACUAGUAUACUUACUAGUACCGCUAUACAUAUUCUUGUUUGAAUGAAGAAAGGGAGGGACUUGUUCUUCCUCACCACUUGCAGAACACUUCACAAAACACCAAACUCAUCCAACUCUAACAUUCUCUCCAAUUCAAUAACCGCCGCAACAUUUCACGAAACGAUGCAAACUUCCGAUCACGAUUCUUCUUCCCAACGAUAUUCAUUCAACCCCACUCUCAACUGGAACCCUCAACUUCACAACUACUUCACCAAAGCUUAUGGCUCCGAUCGCUUCUCUCGCAUCUCCUCCGCUUUAACGCGACCUUCUCGUUACUCGUGUAUUCGCGUGAACACUCUUCGGUCUAAUAGUGAUGCUGUUAUUGAGAAGUUAAGUUUGCUCGUGAAGAAAUCGUCGAAUGCUGAUGAUUGUGAAGAUGGUGAUGAUGCGGUGAAUCCUUUGAAGGAGUGUUUGGAUUCUGAUUCUGAUUCUGAUUCUGGUCCAGUUUUCAAGUGUCGGAUUCCUGGACUGGAUUAUGUUGUGUUUGUUUGGGGUUCGGGACCGCACCGUGUUGAUUACGGUAAUGUAGCUCCUAAGGAGGUUAUCGUUAGUAGGAAAUGUGCUGAAGCAGUUCUUAGGGGAGCUCAGGUAUAUGUUCCUGGUAUACUGGCAUGCAGUGCUCAUGUGGAGAAAGGAGAUACAAUUGCCGUUUCUGUUUCUGUAGAGCAGAAGGGUUCAGAUGGGAGUUGGAGUGCUGGAAUGACGCGUGGUAUUGUUCUUCAAGGAUCUGAGACAGAUCCAUAUUAUAUUGAACGAAAUGGGCUAUAUAUUGGCCAAGGAACUGCAAUGUUGUCAAGGGCUGGAAUGUUCCGUGUUACUCAAGGACUUGGUGUGGAUAUGAAGGAUAGAGUAUAUGAACUUCAUUCUUUUUACAAUGUGCUUGAGGGUGAAAUAUUUCUUCAAAACCUGCCAAGCAUUAUUGCUGCUCAUGCUUUAGAUCCACAAAUGGGUGAGCGGAUACUAGAUAUGUGUGCUGCUCCAGGAGGGAAAACAACUGCAAUUGCAAUACUUAUGAAGGAUAAAGGAGAGGUCAUUGCAACUGAUAGAUCUCAUAACAAGGUUCUGGAUAUUCAUAAACUGGCAGCUGAAUUGGGGUUGAGUUGCAUAAAAGCAUUUAAGUUAGAUGCCCUUAAAUCUGUUUCUCGAAGAAAUGAUAAUGAUACUUUUAUUGAUGCAUGCCAUAAUAAUGCCACCAAUGAUGUGAAAAAUCAAGUGCCUUCAAAUUUGCAAGUAGAAAGAAUCUCACCUCUUGUUACCCAAAGUUUUAAAACUGAGACUUUGGAAGAAAAUGGUAAAGGUAACAAGGCACAUGAAGGAGCUUAUCCUAGCAAAGCUGAGAUCAGAAAGAGCAUGAGAAAAGCCCGAAAUGGACCUGGUAGACAUCAGAGUGGGGGUGGCAGGGUUGAUAGUUCAAAAGGUUUUGAUCCUGACAGUUUUGAUAGAGUUCUUCUUGAUGCUCCCUGUUCUGCCCUAGGUUUAAGACCUCGGUUAUUUGCUGGAGAGGACACAAUUGAAUCUUUAAGAAGCCAUGCAAAAUACCAGAGAAGGAUGUUUGACCAGGCUGUCCAGUUGGUUCGACCUGGUGGGGUAAUAGUCUAUUCCACUUGUACUAUUAAUCCUGGUGAGAAUGAAGCAUUAGUUCGAUAUGCUUUGGAUAAAUACAAAUACCUGUCGUUGGCACCACAGCACCCAAAAAUUGGAGGGCCUGGUCUUGUUGGUAACUGCGAGUUUCCUGAUGGAUAUGUAGAUGAAUGGUUACGACCUGGUGAGGAAAACCUUGUUCAGAGAUUCGACCCAUCAUCUCCCCUUGAUACAAUUGGAUUCUUCAUUGCAAAGUUUGCUGUUGGGUCUAAAGAUACCUGACAGCUAUGUCCAAGAUAUAGCUUAGAUCCAUGUUUGUUUUGUGAAUUUCCACUGCAGGAAGCCAUCCUAGUUUUUAAAAUUGGCUUCUGACUACAGUCUCCGGAGCUUCACAUGUGUCCAUUCGGUAAUUUAUUAACGGUGCAUUGGAAAAUUAUGAUUAAAUAACUGAUUUCUUUCAUUGUUAUAAUCUGGAUGAGCAUCAAUUUUCUUAUCGUUGAGGUAAUUUAGUUGUAACUUUGACUUUUACCUUGGUUGUAAGGAAAAAGGAGAAAGAUUGUUGAAAAUAGUUUUGGUUAGACUGAGUCUAGUUCUAAAAUGUUAGGAUUUUGGUGAAGUUAUUAAUUGUAGCCUUUUACCUCUGUACGCAUGUAUUGUCAUUUUUAAACCUUGUGCAUCAUUAUAUUAAUAAGUAGUUUCACUA